AUGAACAACUUCCCAUGUCUAGUCAUACGGGGAAUUUGUGAUUAUGCGGACUCGCAUAAAAACAAGAGAUGGCAGAGACAUGCCGCCGCUGUUGCGGCUGCCUAUGCUAAGGAGCUUCUACACGUGGUGCAACCGGUGGAAGUGAAUGGAGAGCGAGCAGCAUGUGAUAUCAUCAAAGAAGUCAAGCAGAAGGUUGUGGAGACGGCGGAGAAUGUAAACUACCUUAAACGCGGACUGCAGCGGCGAGAAGAUCUGGAUGUACUGGACUGGCUCACACCGAUAAACCUUGGGUCACAACACAGCCUUUAUCGGGAUAAGCAACAAAGAGGCACCGAUUUAACGAAUAUUUCCCAUUCUCUGGCCGGCGAAACCGAGGCUGCUUAUAUAUACUGUGAUUACAGACGCCAGGGCGAACAGACAGCCCUCAAACUUCUUUCCAGUCUCACAAAGCAGUUGUGCCUCUCAAAGGAAUCUUUGUCGCCUGGUGUUGGAGCACUGCAUGCGAAACACACAUCCAAGUCCACCAGACCAUCUCUUCAGGAAGUAACUCAGGCAUUGAAGGACGUCAUCAAGAACUUUACUCGAGUCUAUGUUGUUGUCGACGCAUUUGACGAAUUGCUCGAUGAUGAAGACCAUCGAAAUGCUUUUGUGGACGGACUUCGAAAUCUUGGACAGUCUUCCUCAAAUCUUAAGCUAUUCAUCACUUCAAGACCAUUUCUCACAGACAUUAACCAAUUCUUCGACGAUGCUGCCAAAGUAGAGAUAUCUGCUAACCAGGAUGACCUGGGGAGAUACGUGGACGGUCGCUUUUCAAAAAUGCCAGUAUCAUCACCGCUCCGUGCCAACGAGGUUCUCCAGCAAGAGGUGAAAGAUACGAUAUCACAAGCCGCCCGCGGAAUGUUCCUUUUGGCGCAGUUAUAUAUGGACUCACUCAGAGACAAGUCUACCCCCAAAGAAGUGCGUGAUAUAUUGCAAGGAAUGCAGCAUCAGGACAAUGCAUCAAAGAAGCUUUCGGUAGAGGAACGACUCGACAAAGCCUAUGGCGAAACCAUGGCGCGAAUCGACAAGCAAGAACUAGGCUUUCGGGACCAUGCAAUGCAAAUUCUUCUCUGGAUCACGCACGCAAAACGACCUCUUUCGACAGACGAACUCAGGCAUGCCCUUGCUGUUGAGGUUGGUAGCAACGAGUUGGAUGAAGACAAUCUCGUUGCCAGCCUGGAUGUGUCAAUUUGCGCUGGACUGGCAAUCGUUGACGAUAAAACCCAAGAAGUCCGCCUGGUCCAUUACACUACGCAAAAAUAUCUGGAACAGCGCCACUUCAAACUGUCCUGGAGCAUAAACCCGCAUAACACGAUCACGGAAGUUUGUGUCACCUACCUCAUGUACUCCAUCUUCAAGAGCGGGCCUUGCACUCUCGAAGACCAGUAUCUUGAGCGGAUCUCAAAAUACUCGCUUUGUUUGUAUGCUGCGAAGUACUGGGUCGAGCAUGCUCGUCUUUCUUCUGAGGCCUCCGAGCUUCUUCUUGGAUUCUUGCAGUGUAAAGAGGCCAUGGAGGCUGCAGCUCAGGCUGAUUUUGUUGGGUUAAACAAGUAUAGUUGGUUGUUUGAGACCUGGGGGAGAUAUUACGAAUAUCCACCCCGAUCAGCAUUUCUCUUGGCUGUGAAGUAUGGCCUUCACAAAGCUGCAGAAGCACUUCCCGAAAGAAGUGAGGAUCUGAACGCCCUAUAUGAGCAAAAGACACCACUCUACAUAGCCUUAAGAAAGGGAGACAUGACUAUGGCCCGGAUUCUCCUUCGCAAGGGAGCGCAGGUUCGCGUACUGGGUGGAAGUUCAGUUCUUGAAGCCCUUUGCGAAGAUACAUACGGCAACUUCGAGGUUGAUGUGUCGAUGGUUGAAGAUCUGCUCAAGAAAGGAGCUGAGAUCGCAAAUUCUAAGGGAGAUUGCCAGUUGCUAGUCACAGCAGCUGAACGUGGCCACGAGCAACUUGUCGAUUUCCUAUUAAAAAGGGGUGCCAAGCUGGAGAGUUUGGGUGAUUUACCUCGGACGAGAGGCAAAGUCACACCCCUCUUUGCUACAGCUCACAAAGGGCACCUGGGGACAGCAAUGAUUUUGUGGAAGUCUGGAGCCGAUCCAAAUCGAAGGCUUGGUAUCGAUAAGUCGUCCGCGCUCCAUGAAGCUGUCAAAAUCGGACAUGAACAACUUGUCGAAAUGUUUCUUGGAACUGAGAAUGGUGUGGAUCUCAACAUCUCUGGAGAUUCUUCGGUUGAUAUUUCCCGUGUCGAGUCCCUGGAUUAUGAUCUCAAAGCAGAGACCCACGACUUGGCUAAGGAGUGCAUCUCGAUCUCAGCCCAGAUAGCUGUGGACAUUGAGUUGCAGGAUGGCAUUGGUCAUACCCCAUUAGCAUUGGCCGCGAAACUUGGCAAUUGCCGUAUUGCUGAGAUGAAUGGACGCGAUCAGACGCCACUGGAGGUUGCUUUGGACUUCAAUAAUCAGCACAUGGUCGAUGUACUCUGCAAAGCAGGUGCUGACGUUGAGAGUACGGACUCUCAUGGUCGCAUACAUCUGGAACACGCUAUCUCCAAGGGGUCAGUGGAAUGCCUGAAGGAUUUUUUGAGCUGGCUAAUCAAGCAGGCUCCCAAGAUCAUCGAUAAGUAUGACGAGGAGGAUGAGCGAUGGAAUUACGAAUUGAUGGAUCUUGAAGCGAUGGACGACGUGAUUAUGGAGGAUAUCCCUCUCCAGAGAAGGCAUCACCGAUUCGAAGGAAAUCUGCUCGGCCAGUUGCAAGCAAUAGAGCAGCUGGAUGACUCACAAGAGGAGGGAGGGGUUCAAGACGGCGACGGCGGCAUUCGCGCCAGCAGGAAUACCAUCUGA
Molecule: messenger RNA, 2871 nt
Organism: Neurospora tetrasperma FGSC 2508
Lineage: Eukaryota; Fungi; Ascomycota; Sordariomycetes; Sordariales; Sordariaceae
Exons: 8
Coding region: 1-2871 (956 amino acids)
Biological process (GO): nucleoside metabolic process
Molecular function (GO): protein binding; catalytic activity
Source: RefSeq, a predicted model, not a curated record